Molecule: messenger RNA, 1747 nt
Organism: Arabidopsis lyrata subsp. lyrata
Lineage: Eukaryota; Viridiplantae; Streptophyta; Magnoliopsida; Brassicales; Brassicaceae
Product: dolichyl-diphosphooligosaccharide--protein glycosyltransferase subunit 1B
Exons: 9
Coding region: 153-1547 (464 amino acids)
Cellular component (GO): oligosaccharyltransferase complex; membrane
Source: RefSeq, a predicted model, not a curated record
CCCUAAAUCACGAGAGAAGUGAGAGAGACUGAGACUUUUGUAGUUGACCGGAGCAUUCUCACUUCGCCGGCCGACGUUCUUCCUUCCGCCGUCGGUAUCUAUCUGUACGAUCCACGAUCUCUCUCGCUGUAUCUUUCCUCAUCGUGACGAAAAUGGCUGCUCGUAUCUGGAUCUUCUCCGUCGUCGUAGCUGUAUUCUUAUCUAUUUCUGCAUUUUCCUCAGCUCAGGAUCUCCAGAUCGUAAAUGCCGAGCGAAGGAUUGAUUUAAGCUCACAUAUCGUGAAGGCCUUCUUGACUCUCAAGGUUGAAAAUAUUGGUAAAGAUCCUGCUGCAGAAAUGCUUCUUGCUUUCCCACCUACCCAGAUCAAGAAUUUGGCUAUGGUACAAGCCCUGGCAAUUACUGGCAAGAAGAAAAAGAAAACCUAUUUGCCACUAGAUGUAAAACCAACUGAACAAUCUGAUGCACCAAAUGACACUGGAUACUACCGUGUUAAGUUUAUUAGCCCCUUAGGUCCGGGUGAAACUGUUUCACUUGAGGUGCUUUACAUAUUGACUCAUUCGUUGGAACCUUUCCCAGUGGAGAUAACCCAGUCAGAAUCUCAGUUGGUUUACUACCAUGAUAGUGCAGUGAUAUUGUCACCAUAUCAUAUUAAGCAACAGACAACUUUUGUUAAGACUCCUACUACUAGAGUGGAGUCGUUCACUAGCAUUGAACCUGCUAACCGGGCUGGCAAAGAGAUAAAAUAUGGACCAUAUGAGAAUCGUGCUUCAUACUCUUACACACCUGUCAUCAUUCACUUCGAGAAUAACAGUCCGUUUGCCGUUGUUGAGGAGCUUGUGCGUGAAAUUGAGAUUUCACACUGGGGUAGCCUUCAGAUUACGGAAAAUUAUAGGUUGACUCAUGGGGGAGCGCGUCAUAAGGGUGUUUUCUCGAGGGUUGAUUAUCAAUCUAAACGGUCCGUCAGUGGUGCAUCUUCUUUCAAUGCGCUACUUGCAGUACUGCCUCCCAGAGUGAACUCUGUCUACUACAGGGAUAACAUAGGAAACAUCUCAACUUCACAUUUGCGUACAGGCUUUAGAAAGUCAGAACUUGAAUUUGAACCGCGGUACCCAUUAUUUGGAGGGUGGAGUGCAACUUUUGUCAUCGGCUAUAGAGUUCCAUUGGAAGACUAUCUCUUUGAAGCAUCUGAUGGCCGACGUUACUUGAACUUUACCUUUGGGUGCCCGCUUGUCGAAACUAUAGUGAACAAGUUGACUCUCAAAGUUGUGCUUCCUGAAGGAUCAAAGGACCCUUCUGCUGUUUUGCCCUUUACAGUAAAUCAAGAGUUAGAGGUCAAAUACUCAUACCUUGACAUUGUGGGAAGAACCGUGGUUGUGUUGCAAAAAGAUAAUGUAGUUCCCACUCACAACGUACCCUUCCAGGUGUACUAUACAUUCAAACCAAUAUACAUGCUUGCGGAACCAUUCAUGCUUGUAUCGGCUUUCUUCUUAGUAUUUGUGGCUUCGCUUGCGUAUGUACACAUUGAUCUCAAUAUUGUCAGGAAGUAGAAGUCUCAUGAAAAGUCAUUUGCUUUCACUUAUAGACUCGUAAAAGAAGAUACUUUAUUACUUUUGAUCAUUACUUUUUUAUAAGAAGAACUAAACUUUGUAGUUGUUGCCUUUAGUAGUUGUAUCUUUGACGCUCUUUACUUGUAAUGAAGUGUUGGAGUGGAGGUAGUAUUUUCCUCUCCAAUCUUUGAUUUCCUCAA